Molecule: messenger RNA, 1623 nt
Organism: Ilex paraguariensis (yerba mate)
Lineage: Eukaryota; Viridiplantae; Streptophyta; Magnoliopsida; Aquifoliales; Aquifoliaceae
Source: the annotation of a GenBank genome assembly
CCUCGAAUAAAACUGUACAGUGAGAUAAAGCCCUGUAGCUCCACUCUAUAGCCGUCAACCUUAUAUACCCAUUCCAUCAACCGUGAGAAUUCAUUCAGAAUCAAACGAGCCGAGUUGAUACAAACCACACAUAAUUUCUGGAGAAGAAAAAAGAUAGACGGACUGACUGAAGUUAGGGGCAAAAUGUUGAGCACUGGUGAUCCAAAAUUGCCAGAAGAUGUUGUGAUUGAGAUACUCUCAAGGCUGCCGGUGAAAUCACUAUUGCGAUUCAAGUGCGUAUGCAAGUAUUGGUACACUCUUACUAAGAAGCCUAGUUUUAUUAGAAAGCACUUAAACCGGGAAAACAAUCAUGCUCGUCUCCUUGUUCAUCAUUAUAAUCUUGACACUAAUACAUAUGUUGCUGCCUUGUUCCCCGAUAAAAAACUCGCGGGCACACUGUCUAUACAUGAGGAAAUUGACCGUCUACAUAUUCCCAUGGGUAUGGAAACUGUGAUUGGUUCCAUAGACAGUUUAUUUUUCCUGCACAAUGGCCUUGACGAUAACAUGGCUCUGUGGAACCCUGCUACUAGAGAGUUCAGGCUCCUCCCUGUACCCCACUCCAUUUUCCCACCAUAUUUCUCUACCAUUUGGCAUAUAUUUGGAUUUGGGUUGGACACCUUGACUAACAAUUACAAGUUUAUUUGGAUUCGUUCCUUUUGGGAUGAGCAAACGGAUAACCCUUACCCUUCUUAUGUUGUUGCUCUAUAUACUCUAGGUAGUGAUUCAUGGAGAUAUGCCAACCCUCUUGAACUUCCUAACCGUACAAUUCACAACUCUUUGUGUGCCACAUAUGUGAAUGGAGCUUAUUACUGGAUUUCAUCUAAAAAUGAUGAGAAUCAUAGUGUCCUUUCAUUUAAUAUGAGUUCGGAGAUGUUUAGAGAGAUACAGGGGCCUGAUCAUCCUAAAAAAACUUGGGGGAGUAUUACAUUGUACAAUGAAUGCAUUGCUAUGUUUAUUUGUCAGACGGAUGUGGUUUUACAGUCUAUUAUUGAUGUAUGGGUGAUGGAAGAGGAAGGGUGUUGGACCAAACUCUUAACUGUUGAACCGUUUCCAGAAGUCACGCGGCCACUUGGGUUUUGGAAGAACGAGAAUCUUUUGUUUGAAAGUAGCACGUCACAGGUUGUCUUGUACGACAAUGAUACCGGCGAAACUACGGAUCUUGGAAUCCAUGGAGAUGGCACAAAUAGUGGACUUUCAGUUUUCAGUUUCAAGGAGAGCUUAGUUUCAGUUGAGGGACAAAAUGAGGACUAGAAGGGGUAUGUUUUGUAAUGGCUCAUGCCCUCUACCUUGACCGCAGCAGCUAUAGAAGAUCUUUUGGAUGCCUGUAUUUUGGAGCUGGAACAAUUGUUAAAGAAAGAAAAAAAGAAUUGUAAAUGUGUAACUAGAGGAUACCAAAUAACCUUGUCGUAUGGUCAGUUGUUUGUGCACUUGUUUUUUCAUUUAUGUUGUCUCACUGGUUUACUAUCUACCACUUUAAGCAUGUAAGCCUUUGGCUUGUUGUCCAGUAUUAAGUUAUAAGAGUUACAUGGUAUCUGUAUCAAAUGAUGUUUUGAAGUGCUAUCAAUAAGUUAUGCCAUUACUUAU